This is a messenger RNA of Drosophila simulans, 763 nucleotides long. RefSeq lists its product as uncharacterized. The transcript has 3 exons. Bases 69 to 371 code for a protein of 100 amino acids. Lineage: Eukaryota; Metazoa; Arthropoda; Insecta; Diptera; Drosophilidae. The record is from RefSeq and is a predicted model, not a curated record.
AGUUGGAUCGGAAACUUCUGUAGUGCGCUAACUGAUAAGAUACCAUCGUAAGAGUUUAAGCUACAAUAAUGCGCCUGAAAACAGUUUUAACCGUCUUUUUCGUCAUAUCGCUGACUCUGGUUGCUGGUCAAGAACGGGACUGUGACGAAUUGGCAAGGAAAUGUGAAUCCUGUGUGAGGCGUCUAAAUAAUUCAAUCGAUCGCGAUUUACCCCUGUUCAAUAAGGAGUGCAGACAAAGGACCCAAUUAUCUUGGCGCUGGAGGAACGUCGGACGCUGUGAGCUCUCCAAGCUAAAUUGCUUGGGUUGGCAAUCACCCAUGAACUGUGAAGACAUUGCUAUGAGGGCUGGUAUGGAACGCAGGCGUACUUAAUGAGCAUCCACUAAUGCAUAAAUGAAAUGAUUAAAAAAAAAAAACUAAAGAGAGCAUCGAAGUAAAAAACCAAGUUAUUUUAUUUGCUAUACAAUUCAAAUUUCUUCGCGCCACUUAUGCAUCGCAUAUCGCACUAUCCGAUCUUCAAUUUCAUGUUCAAUGUGUGGAUCAUGCUGACCGUAAUCUGUAUCUUGCUGAUUUUCUGGAUUUUUAGACAAACGUAGAAAAUAUAAAUUUCGCUGGACUUUUGUUUUAUCAUUCAUACUACCUUCAAAAUAAUCCAUUCCAGUGGUAUAAUGAUCAACGUAGGAUUCGGAAUAAUUAUCAGUUGAUACAUCUACUUGAGGAUCUGGGUGGUUAGUACUGUCAUGGUUUUCAUUGUGAUAAUCAUA